This is a messenger RNA of Plasmodium inui San Antonio 1, 5919 nucleotides long. RefSeq lists its product as hypothetical. The record is from RefSeq and is a predicted model, not a curated record. Lineage: Eukaryota; Apicomplexa; Aconoidasida; Haemosporida; Plasmodiidae. The transcript has a single exon. Bases 1 to 5919 code for a protein of 1972 amino acids.
AUGGGAGGACACAAUUUCCCCAAAUGUGACAACUCAUGCGGUAAGAAAUUCCAAUUAUUAGUGGUAAAAAAAAAGAGGAAAAAAAUAAACAUGACAAUUUUUUCCAAAACAAAGAUAGAAAAGCACAUGCAUGCAACAAGUGAAGGAAUUCAUACACUCGAAGAGAAGUCUCCUAACUCCCCAAGUGAAUAUGCCAACAGCGUAAAGGGGGACUGUCAUAGCUACUCACCAAUUAGGUCCAUUGAACACACCAGAGAAGAAUCAGACGGUUGCAAAGGUAAUCAAUUUUACCACGACAUGGUUACAUCGUGUGAGAGCGAUUUGAAGAAUCACGAAGGUAAUUCCAAUAAUGAGCGUGAAAAGAACUCAAGCCACUUUAAAGGAAACAACAAAAGUGGCCUCGCUGAACAAGGCUUGCAUAAAAUGAGCGAUUAUGCAAUAUUCCCCCAUAAUAAUAGUGACACAUACAGGGAUAUAUUAACCACAAAUGGCAAAAGAGGUGAUGAAAUGCACAAAAUGGGAGCCGAAGUGUGUGCCCCUAAAGGUCAAGACAAAGGACAAAACACAUGUGUAGACUCUGAAAGGUGGAAAAAGACAGGGGAAAGUAGAACAAAAAUACGAGAUGGAAAAAUUGAAAAAGAACGGACUUCAUUUAAUUGUGCACCAAAGAAAGAAGCAAACUUAAACAACUCGAACGGCGAAAUUGUGGAUAUGUUAAGCCAUGCAACGGGAAAAACAAUAAGCAAAAGCAGAACCACAAGUAACACGCCCUGUGAAAGAGCCCUUGGUGGAGACGUCGAUGAACCAAGUGAAAAGUUAAGAAUAGAGAAUAUUUCCAUUAUGGGCCAUAGCAUAAUAGCAGAAAGAGGGACAGAUAAUCUUUGGAAGGACUCCAAUCGAGUUAUGCUAAAUAGAAAAGGGCCAGAAUUGCCACAUAAGGGGGAAAACAUAGAGCUUGGAAAGCAGCGCAAAAAAGGAAAUGGAAAUUGCAUUCCUCCUGAUCUCCCUGAUGACACUCACGGCGAUGUGCACAUUGAUGAACAAGGCAACAACUGGGGAAAGAAAGAUAUUGUGCAAGAAAUACUAUCCUUCUACACUCGAUAUAAAAAUAAACUGAACUUUCUCCUGAAGGAGGAAUAUAAUUAUUUAUGCAGGCUAAGGGACCACGUUAGAAAAAAUGCUCAAGAAUCAGAAGAAGUGAAGAAAGGUGAUUCAGCCGAGGGCACUUCCAGAUAUCAAUGUUGCGAAGGAGACAACGUUUUAAUUAACGAACUUGUGCACCACAUAAAUGACGGCAUAUCGGGAAAAAAUAAGUUACACAAUUCGUGCGAUGAGGGAGACGUUUCAACAAAUCAGAGUAAAAAAUGCCAUUGCAGAAAAGGAGAAGAGAAUUUUAUUUAUCAUCUAUAUAAUGACGACGCAGAUGUUCACCAAAUUUGUGUUCAAACAGACAAAAGGAUCGAGCGAAUUGAAUAUUAUCUAAAUCAAAGUGAGAAAAAAUGUUUAAGAAAAAACAAUAGCAUCACUAAGAGAGAAGCUGCUCCUCUGUUUUGGAAAAUUUCAUCAAGCGAUCGUUCCUCAAAUAAGAGCGAACCUCUUUGCAAAGACAGCUCGGUAGGAAGUAACCAACGUGAUUCUCCUUUUCGAGGUACAGACAUGACCAAUCUACGUAAUGGGGGGGAAGAAAUGAACCAUAUGAAGAUAACAAAAAGAAAUCCCCCUUCUUUCAAUGGCUCAACAAUGACAAAGCGAACGCACAAAGAUGCUUGGAUUCGUAGAAAAAUGAAUAAAAAAGUACCUGUGCGAAAAAAUGGAAGUUUCAAAAAAGACCAUUGUUCAAAAACACAUUUUAAAUACGAGCUGCUCUACAGAAUUAAGAUAUCUAAAUAUCUCCUACACAACUGGAGAAAAAUGGGAGGAACUUAUAGCGCCACUUCAAAUUAUCUCUUAAGGGGCUUAAAAUGUGCAGCCGCAAAUGGAUCUCACCUUUAUGAUAAAAGUGAAUUCCACUUUAAAGGGUCCCUUUGUCUUUUCAAUUACAAACCAUUUUUGCACCACUUCAAAGCUAAAACCAUUUAUUGCUACAUUCUGUGUGCGAAAGCAAGAGGCAUUUUUCGUAAAAGACUUAGCACUUCUCCAAAUCGAGCAAGAGACCCAAAUUAUGAACAUGCACAAAAACCUGAUCAGAGACAAUGCAGCAAUUAUUUAAAUUGUACAGAUGGGUACCUAGUCGGGAAAAACAAUAAGACAUAUCGGAAUGUCCCAAUGGAUAGGGAAAAUAAAGAGAGAAAAAUAUUCACUAUUCCUACCCCAAUUUGUGAACACAAUUUUCUUGGAACAAGAAUGAACUCAAACUUUAGCCACAUCAUUUGUAGCCCUUUCUCUGGAGGGGAAUCGUUUACCUAUGCGGAUUUUACUACAAGUGUGAUGAAACACUCUAUUAAUAGUAUCCCCUGCAAUGGAGAGAAAUACAUCACUAAGAAAGAGGGUGAUCAUUUCGCUUCGACCAAUUUCAAGUGGAAUCAGAAAAGCACCCCCGAUUUGUGUGGCACUAUGUGGAGAGGAGAACGAGACACAGAAGAAGGAGUCACAGGUGAGAGUUCUACUCACCGAAUGGGUAACUCCAUGUGGGCUACUCCAACAUCAACAUAUAUUACACAAAGGGGGGGAAAAAACACCCCCCUUAAAAAUGAUACCCCCACGAGUAGCCCACUGCAUCACGUGAACAUAAAUUUGAACACAGGGAAUGUUUGUCACGGAAGUCCUAAUUUGUUAAGUGAUAAGGACAAAUGCGAACAAUUGUAUGAUAAUACUGCAGGAAGAAAAGGAUGCAUGCAGUCCGCUAACUCGAUAAAAUCGUUGGGCAUUCAAAACGAUUCUACUUUAAAUAGUAAACUUAUAUAUGAACAAAAUUACCCGUCUGAAGAACACCUCACAAGAAUAAGUCACCACCUAGGAGGUUCAAAAAAGGAGAAUUUUGCUUCACCAAAUGAAAACAAUUAUCUUACAAAUUCGAUGACUUUAGAACAGUUCAGCGCGCAUUUUAACGUGAGUGAUAAGUAUAAAACCGGGGGGGGGCAUUCAGAAUGGUUGAUCUUCCCAAACGGCGGACGCAUGGCGGAGUAUCCCGCACGAAGCGAAUGUUACAUCAAUGUUUACGAAAAUAAUUGUGAUCCGAAUUACACCUUGGGGAAAAGCAAAAAUAUGUACCAGCUAAACUGCUCAUACGACAGAAUUGUCAAUUCCCUGUGCACAAGCAGAGGAAAGAUUACACAAGAAAAUGUUGGAAGAAACAAGAAUUACAAAAAAGAGGGAAAUUACAAAAAAGAGGCAAGAGAAAAAGAAAAGGAAAAUUACAAAAAAGAGGAAAGAUACAAAGAAAGGGAAAAAUACAAAAAGCAGUCCAAUGUAAUUAAGGAUGAAGAAGGUCAAAAUGGAAACAACAAUCUGUCCACGUUAUUGGUAGACAAUUUUAACCAAGUGCGUGAACACAAUAGGGAUAACAACACCGCCAGUAGCAGGAACGAUAAAUGUCAGUUAGUCGCCCAAGUGGGGAACAAAUCAGAUAGCACCGCUACGGCUGAUGCAGUGGACAAGUACUAUGUAGACAUGUUCACCAAUUGCGAUAGCCAGUCACGGUAUAUAGGAGCAAAAUUAAAAAAAAAAAAAAAAAAAACAGAUAACAUUCCACAUACUCAUAGGUACGAAAAUGAAAACACGCCGAUUCAAAACGUACACUGGUUCCAGAAGGAGAAAAAAAAAGGGAACUCUCCAGAAAAAGAACUAACACAAGCUGAGACACAUGCAACGCAAAUGGGUCAUAUCGGAAAAGGCCGAAAGGAAGUUGGCACGACGAUAUGCUCCUCACGAAGUGGUCAACAGGGUGGUCAACAGAACGGACAGUUAAGUCCACCUUUCGAUGCAACAAACGGUAACUAUAAAAGGGAAAAUCACGAUCUGGACAAACAUUUAAAUUUUGAAAAAAGGGAAAGUUACAAUUUCUUCGAUGAUCCGGUGGAUACAUUGGACCGAGCCAUGCGGGAAGAGAAUUCCAAACCGUCCAACACUCAUCGAGGAGUAAGCCAAAAUGAGAUAAAGACAAAAUGGGAGGAACUAAAAAGGCGUGAUUAUAAUCCCGAGGAAUACUCAAAUUUCACCAAUUCGUUAAACGGAAAGAGGGAGGAAAAUUACUUUUUCCCUUCAUGCAACGAAAAACACAAUUUGAGAAAAUUAAAAUAUGAUAUCAGCGAGCAUAUAUACGGAGACACGCCUCUUAAUUGGAAUCCAUCCUCGAGCACCCCCCAAAAGGGGACAAUUCACUCAAGGGAAUAUACGACGCAAAAAGAAGACUCCCCAAGGAUGGUCAAACAUGGCAAAAGAGGCAACGUCGUCAUGAGUGACGACAAUACAGCCAACACAGAGUAUAACCAAAAAAUAAACGACCAUUUUAACCAAUCCCAUUUUAGCGAUUUUUACAACUCAAACAGUUUUUCUCAAAGCUUCAAUUUUACAGACCAGGAUUGGGCUGUAAGAGGGAACAGCAACUGCGAUAGUAUCUCCCAUAAUUUUGUUAACACAAAUAAGUUAGAUGAAAUUAUUGAGAAAAUAAAAAAAUGGAAUGAACACAUUUCAAACGAUGUAAACUAUAUACAGUGCCUAUUUUGUGAUAAGUAUUUAUUCAAAGUGGAAAAUCAUUACGAUAAGGACAUACUCAACUCUUCGAUAAACGAAUCCAUCAGGAGAGAAAAAUAUACUUGUGCGAUCUGCAAACAUAAGAUAAGAACGCUAAGGAAAUACAACGAUGAGGUAAAAAUUGGAGAGCAGGUUGACACACAAAAGGGGGAGUAUUUUGAAGGCAAGUUAAAGGAUGGAAAAAAAUAUAUUCCUCACAAUGAAGGGGGUGUAGUAGACUUCUUACAGACGGAAAAAUUCAAAAAUUCACUUGACAUCACUUGCUCUGGGAGCAAUAAAUUUGCCACCUCAAUCCGAACGGAUGCAUCGUUAAAAGAUUCAUCGCUAGAGGAUGCAUCGCUAAACAGUGAUGUUAUUAAAAAGGGUGCCUACCACAGGGGAAGAAAAAGUGAAAGUGGAAAUGUCCUCGGUGAAAAUUGCUCUUCUGCUGCAAACUGCGAAAUUGACGGCCUUCCCCAGUUUGCUAAAUGUAGCCACGAAAAACAAGCGCUUUCUUUUCACAACAGAAAUUUAAUUUAUCCCCGCGGUUUUGCCAUUUUUGAUGACACGGCUGGGAAUGGUCCGCAUGGCAGCAACAUGGAUUCGGGCCUCUUCCGUUUCGAGGAGGUCCACCCUAAAAGGGGAAGCAACACCGACAGCGACGGCGGCGAAGCUAUUGACAUUAGAAGCACGAGAAGCAGUGGCGAAAACAUAGUGAACACCUGCUCGCUAGACAACGAAGUGACAACGCAGGAACGGGGUAAAUUCUACCAGAUGGACGCAACUGAAGGACGCCAAUUUGAACACACACAUGAUGAUGCAGACGACGCCACGAUGAACAAUACGAGCAGCGUGACAAAGAACAAAGUGGAGCUACCUGUAAAAAGAGACAAGACAGAUGGUGAAAAUUGGACGAACCCAAAUGGUGCAAAUGUGGAGAAAAAGAAAAAAAACGAAAGAGGCAGAAUUAAAAGGUGCGAAAAAAAAAGGCAAAAAUUAAAAAGAAGCUGUUCCGCGAACGGGAACAAUAUCUAUUUGUAUGGCAGGUUCGAUGACGUGCACCCCUUGGUCCAAAGCAAUUUUUCAAACCCGCAAAACAUUCAAUUAAACAACAUGCGUGUUAGAAAUGGCUUCCCAACGGAAUUGCAAAACUGUAGAAGCGAUUCGGGCAGUGAACCUAGCAACGAAUUUUUAAACAAAAAAAAAAAUAUAACUCACUCCAUUACUUCUGGGUGCAAAAAAAAGUAA